Exophiala aquamarina CBS 119918 is the source of this 3426-nucleotide messenger RNA. RefSeq names its product ubiquitin thiolesterase. The transcript is spliced from 3 exons. The record is from RefSeq and is a predicted model, not a curated record. Gene Ontology annotation, cellular component: nucleus; cytosol. Gene Ontology annotation, molecular function: cysteine-type endopeptidase activity; cysteine-type deubiquitinase activity; protein binding. Bases 1 to 3426 code for a protein of 1141 amino acids. Lineage: Eukaryota; Fungi; Ascomycota; Eurotiomycetes; Chaetothyriales; Herpotrichiellaceae. Gene Ontology annotation, biological process: protein deubiquitination; regulation of protein stability.
AUGGAUGCUGACGUCGUCACCUCGUUGCAACGACUACAGUUGGCCGGCCCUGACAUGUUACUUGAUGGCUAUGAUCAAUAUGCCAACCAUGACAAUGAGGUUGUCAACAUUUCUCCAGAUGAUGCCUCCGAAGAGCCUUCCGAGGCCCUCCCACGGGCUGAUGAUUUUGAGGCAAUGAAACGUCAUGUCCUUGUCGACCUUCCCGAUACCGAAGCUGAAGCAGAAAUAUAUCACACCUGGCAUAUUGAAAAAUGGAGGAACAUGCCAAGGAGAGAGCAUGGUCCUGUCUUUGAAUGUGGAGGUCACCCAUGGCGUGUCCUCUUCUUUCCCUAUGGCAACCAAGUUGACUGUGCUUCUUUCUACCUCGAACAUGGCUUUGAGGGUGAACCCCCUACCGACUGGUACGCCUGCGUUCAAUUCGCUCUGGUUUUGUGGAAUCCGAAUGAUCCAACUUUAUUUCGCUCACAUACCGCCACCCACCGUUUUAAUGCGAAGGAGGGUGACUGGGGUUUUACUAGAUUCGUGGAGUUGAGGAAGGCCUUCCAUCAACCCUGGGAGGACGGGACUAGACACCUAGUUGAGAACGACGAAGCAAAGUUGACAGCAUACAUCCGGAUAAUCAAAGACCCCACCGGUGUCCUGUGGCAUAAUUUUGAAGGAUAUGAUUCCAAGAAGGAGACCGGAAUGGUCGGCCUGAAGAACCAAGGCGCAACUUGUUAUCUCAAUUCCUUAUUGCAGUCUCUAUACUUCACAAAUGCUUUCCGGAAAGCUGUCUAUCAAAUCCCAACUGAAGAGGAAGCCAACCGCGGGAAUAGCGCCUGGACUCUCCAACGCCUAUUUUACAAAUUGCAGAAGGACAAAUUCGCCGUCUCCACCAACGAACUCACCGCUUCUUUUGGCUGGGAUACUCGGCAGAUCUUCGAACAGCAAGACGUGCAGGAGCUGUCCCGCAUCUUGAUGGAAGUCCUAGAAAAGAAAAUGAAGGAUACUCCCGCCGAAAGAACUUUGCCAGAGUUAUUCGUUGGUAAAACCAAAACAUAUAUCUCUUGCAUCAAUGUCAAUUUCGAGUCCUCGAGGAUUGAAGAAUUCUGGGACAUUCAACUCAAUGUUCGCGGAAACAAAAAUCUUCACGAGAGUUUUAUGGACUACAUCCAGGUCGAAACUCUUGAAGGUGAAAACAAGUAUGAUGCUGGCGAACCGUAUAAGCUUCAGGAUGCCAAGAAAGGUGUCAUCUUUGAAAGUUUCCCUCCUGUGCUGCACUUGCAGCUGAAGAGAUUCGAGUACGAUAUCAAUCGGGAUGCCAUGAUGAAGGUGAAUGACAGGCACGAGUUUCCUGAAGAAUUUGAUGCAUCCCUCUACCUGUCCGACGAUGCUAGAGCUGCUUCCACUGAGCCAUGGCUUUAUCAAUUGCACGGCGUUCUCGUCCACAGCGGCGACUUCAAUGCCGGUCAUUAUUACGCGUUCCUCAAACCCACAAAGGAUGGCUACUUCUUCAAAUUUGACGAUGACAGGGUCACUCGGUCUACCAUGAAAGAAGUCCUUGAAGAAAACUAUGGAGGAGAGUAUGCCAACGUAGCCAAUGGCGGACCAGGACAACGUCAACCAUAUAUGAGAGGCUACUCGACCAAGAGAUCCAUGAACGCAUACAUGUUGGUUUAUAUACGGAAAAGCAGGCUCGACCAGGUCUUGCUUGAAGUUAAUGAGACUGACAUGCCAUCCCAUAUUGAGACGCGAAUCACCGAAGAACAAGCUGAGCUUGCUCGAAAGAAAAAGGAACGUGAAGAAGCCCACCUCUACAUGAAUGUGGGUCUUAUCACGGAAAAGACUUUCCAGGAACACCAUGGUUUUGAUCUAACGAGUUAUGAUCUCGAACAAAGUGAUCCGGCCUCAGCACAAAUCUAUCGCCUGUUACGCACCAUGAAAGUUAGCGAGCUUGCGGCUCAAGUUGCAGGAGAGCUGGGACUCGAAUCCGAUCAAGUCAGACUUUGGGUCAUGGUGGGCAGACAAAACAAAACAAAUCGCCCAGACCAGCCAAUUAGGGAUGUCGACAUCACGAUGGAAGAGGCUCUGAAUAAAUAUGGGUCGAGGGGACGGCCCUUCUAUUUAUGGGCAGAAACCGCAUCGCCGGGAGAAGAUGGAAAAAUCGACUUCCCGGAUACCGCUCAAGCUGCUGGUGGAAACCUUCCGAUCUUGGUUUUUCUCAAAUACUUUGAUGUCAAAGCGCAAAGACUUACGGGUGUUGGUCACGUCUAUGUCAAGAAAUUGGACAAGGUCCAGGAGAUUGCACUACAAAUCAACAAGAUCAUGGGAUGGGACUCAACUACGCAGAUUCUUCUCUUCGAAGAGAUCAAGUUUUCCAUGAUUGAAUCCAUGAAGCCGAAGCAAACAUUUCAGCAAUCAGAAAUUCAAGACGGAGACAUCAUCUGUUUCCAGCAGAAUUUUACGGAUUUAGAUUCCUCAGCCAUCACCUAUACCGACGCACGUCAAUACUACGACUACUUGCUGAACAAAAUUCCUGUCAGCUUCUUUCCCAAACCUGGCAGCGAGGGGGAUGCAUUCACUCUCGGUCUCAGUAAGAAAAUGACCUAUGAGCAAUUUUCAGCCAAGGUAGGCGAGCACCUACAAGUCGAUCCGACCCACAUCCGCUUCGCGACGAUCAGUGUGACAAACAACAAAAUCAAAAUUUGGAUCAAGCGUGGGAUGAACCACAAUCUCCAGCAAAUCCUCCAAUCACAAUUCUCAUCAUACGGUGGAUAUGCAACACAUCGUAACGACGCUCUGUACUAUGAAAUCCUAGAAACGAGUCUCGCCGACUACGAGACCAAGAAGAUCAUGAAGGUAGUUUGGCUGACUGAGGGCAUCAGUAAAGAGGAGCAAUUGGAAAUCCUGGUCGCUAAGAACGGCAUCAUUGGGGAUCUGGUUAAUGGCAUCGCCAAGAAGCUAAACAUGGAUGAACAGACUGCAGCCAAUAUUCGAGUGCUUGAAGUUCACGGCGGCAAGAUUCACAAAGAGUUGAUAGAAGAUUUCAACGUUGGUGGAGUCAAUGAGUUUACCACUCUAUACGCAGAGAAGAUUCCUGAUGAUGAACUGAGGGCUUCAGAUGACGACAGAUUCAUCUAUUGCUACCACUUUGACAAAGAGGCCAAUAAGCCACACGGCGUUCCCUUCAAAUUUAUGCUCAAACCCGGAGAGCCGCUGAAAGACACCAGGGAAAGAAUAAGCAAAAGAACCGGAAUCAAGGGUAAACUUCUGCAGCAGAUCAAAUUUGCUCUUCUUUCGAGAGCGGUUUAUGCAAAACCAAGAUACCUUGACGAUGAGGAUGUGAUUGUCGACUUGAUUCAGGACGGGGAUGAGAUGCUCGGCUUGGAUCACGUCAACAAGGCAAGGAAUUUCUGGGGGCGAGCUGAGGGGAUGUUCAUCCGGUAG